GUUCGGGGUUAAGUCGCCAUGUCGCAACACUGGUUAGCGGUCGGCCUCCUCUUCGCUGCCUCGCUCGGACAGGCUGAGCGGAAAACGGGGAAGGAUGCUACCUAUCUUCCGCCCAUCAUUACCGAGGGUCCUGACAUUUUGUACAGCGAGAGGUCAGCCGAUAAGGAUCGGGACGGAGUGAACAACGGGACUGAACACAUUACACUACCCGGGAAUCAUCAUGGCGACGAGGGAGACGACAUCUUACUCACGGAGGAACAGCUCGCAGCAGCCAACCUGAGCAGGUCGUCGGAAGAAUUGCUCGAGAAACUGGGGGACACGAUGCUGACUCCGGAGCAGCUGGCCGUCAUCCUCGACAGGAAAGCGAUCGACGACGUCACCAAACACUGGCCUGAUGUCAACGGCUUCCCUCACAUUCCCUAUACCUUUGAGGACGACUUGGUUGACAAAGCAGCCGUCCGGGAGGCCAUCCAGCACUGGAUCGACAACAGUUUCUUUAAAAGUUUUAGAGAUUUUUUUUUUGGCAGUCUGGUGCAUGAGGUCGGGCACGCCUUGGGCUGCUGGCAUGAGCAGUCAAGGUCAGACCGAGAUGCAUACAUCAUAAUUCUCACACAAAACAUCAGGGCAGCGGCGCUUCAUAACUUUAACCUCAAGACGACCAACAAUUAUGGUGUGCCGUAUGACUAUUCCUCUAUUAUGCAUUACUAUGCGCAGGGCUUCUCUCUGAACGGCCACAAUACUAUCGUGACCAGAGACCCGAGGUUCCAAGCUGCAAUUGGCCAGCGCGAAGGCCUCUCCCACAUGGACAAGCUCUUAAUAAACACCAUGUACGGCUGUACAAAUAAACUCCUCAUCACGUGCGGACUAGCUAGUGAUCCCUGUCAGAAUAAUGGUUAUUUGGGAAGUAACUGCAUGUGCGUGUGUCCUAAUGGAACUUCAGGGAGCAACUGCGAGACUGUUGAUACGCUCUAUAAUGAUGCUAUCCUAUAUUUCAACACCGAGAUCGUCACCGUUGAGAAAACCGUUACAACCGUGAACCACCCUAAUCCUUACCCGCAUGAUUCGGAUUUCGUCAAAUGGAUAAUCGCCCCCGAGUGUAAUGAAGUAAAACUGACCUUCACGGCAUUCAACGUGUACCAAGCGACUACACGAACGAUAGACGGCGUUCCCACACUCGGCUGUUGGUAUGAUGCCCUGGAAAUCAGGACUACUAAUGCAUCGGAAGGGCAGUGGUUCUGUGGGACGGAUAUUUCGCCUGGCCAAGAGUUCCAGUCUGUUGGAGGGGAAAUGAUUCUUUAUUUCAAAGUUGGGACAAAUUUCAAAAGCGGUUGGUCGGCUGCCAUCACCUUUGUUCCAAUUCCUUCCUGCACGACUUCGGGAACAACUACCACCACGACUACAAGACCGUCUACAACUACAUUAACUACUAGUACCACUACGAUAACCACAAGCACAUCAACAACAACCACAAGCACAUCAACAACUACAACUACAACAACCACAAGCACAAGCACAUCGACAUCAACAACUACAACAACCACAAGCACAAGCACAUCGACAUCAACAACUACAACAACCACAACCACAACGGCAUCGGGUGCUAACUGUACCAUAUACACAGAAAAUGGACUGACUUACUUCAUUUCUCCAAACUUCCCUGACCCUUAUCCACCGAACGCGUACUGUGCCCUAUUUGGAAUUACAGAGGAGGUCGCCACAGUGAAGUUGUACAUCAAGAUUCUUCGUCUGCGUGCUGGCGACACCCUCGAGAUCCAGAACCCUUACACGCCGCCGCUAACCUUGUCGGGGAGAAAAGACGGAUAUAGGAAGAUCAUCCCCAGUGCACAAUUCCUCGCUACUUUCACGUCCAAUGCUGACGAAGAGUGGAAGGGUUUCCAUGCACAGUUCAGGCCGAGGACCUCCUCGUGCCACCAAGUCCUCUCCGCCAGCCCCGGGGGAGUCAUCGCGUCGCCCAGAUUCCCCCGCAGGCACCCGAGGAAGAAGUACUGUGAAUGGAAAAUCAUGGCGUCGGUUGGCAAGAAAGUUCAGCUGACCUUCACGCACAUGCGCCUGAGAACCCACGCUCAGAACUUCGUGGCUGUGAACCCAACCACCGACCCUUACUACGCCCCUGGUUCCGUCCUCUCCUUCAACGGCUUCUCACUCCCGCCGAACGUCACUUCGGACUCGAACCUCAUGAGGAUCUUCUUCUCCGGCAAGAGGAGGAGCAAGGGCUUCAGGCUGGUGUAUAGUGAGGUUUAG
Messenger RNA from Penaeus indicus, 2262 nucleotides. Its product is annotated as blastula protease 10-like. The record is from RefSeq and is a predicted model, not a curated record. Gene Ontology annotation, biological process: proteolysis. Lineage: Eukaryota; Metazoa; Arthropoda; Malacostraca; Decapoda; Penaeidae. The transcript is spliced from 17 exons. Bases 19 to 2262 code for a protein of 747 amino acids. Gene Ontology annotation, molecular function: metalloendopeptidase activity; zinc ion binding.